Messenger RNA from Pelobates fuscus (common spadefoot toad), 10780 nucleotides. RefSeq names its product collagen type XII alpha 1 chain (gene COL12A1). The transcript has 66 exons. Gene Ontology annotation, molecular function: protein binding. The coding region runs from base 250 to 9627 and encodes 3125 amino acids. The record is from RefSeq and is a predicted model, not a curated record. NCBI's taxonomy places the organism in Eukaryota, Metazoa, Chordata, Amphibia, Anura, Pelobatidae.
GCUAUUUCGUAAGAGCUUACGAGAUUUGGGAACAGCCCUCUCUUAAGGAGCAGAUUGGGGAGAGGCGCUUCCCACUUGAAAGGAGACAGUCCAUCAGCACGGAGCAUCCUUGGAACGCAGGAGGAGACCCUGAGCAUCGCUCUGACUGUAUCCUUAGCUGGACCGCGAGGAGGUACCAGAAGACCACUCAGCAGAGCAGCGGCUAAAGCAGAUCCAUUCAUGUUGUUGUGAUCCGAUAAAGACAGAAAAAUGAAAAUACGGCUUUGCUCAGCAGUGACAGCACUCUGUGCUGUACUGCUCUUAUCAUCUAUAGAGGCUGAAGUCGGUCCUCCUACAGAAUUAAACUUUGAAAUAGUAAAUGAAAACACAGUUCGAAUGACAUGGCAAAGGCCAGCUGAAAGAAUAAGAGGUUACAGGAUCACAUUAGUCCCUACAGUUGAUGGACCAGUCAAAGAAUUGGAAAUUCCAGCUUCAGCAACCGAAACUGUGCUGACUGAGCUUAUACCAGAUGUAGAAUAUGCAGUAACAAUAGUUUCUUAUGAUGAUGAAGAGGAAAGUGUACCUGUGUUUGGACAGCUUACAAUUCAAGUAGGAGGCCGAGUGACCAUUGAUGAACAGAAACCAACUUUAACUGACCAACCACGCUGUUCUAUAAGUGCAACUGCUGAUGUGGUAUUUCUUGUGGACGGUUCAUGGAGUGUGGGGAGAACAAACUUCAAGUACAUUCUGGAUUUCAUGACUUCCUUGGUAUCUGCUUUUGACAUUGGAGAAGAUAGGACCAGAGUUGGAGUUGUCCAGUACAGUUCUGAUACAAGGACGGAAUUUACCCUGAAUAAAUACUAUAAAAAGAAUGAUCUCUUAUCAGCAAUAAAAAGAAUACCUUACAAGGGAGGAAAUACAAUGACUGGUGAGGCCAUUGAUUUUCUUAUUAAGAAAUCCUUUGUUGAAUCUGCCGGCUCAAGAAAAGGUUUUCCAAGAGUUGCAAUAAUUAUUACGGAUGGAAAAUCCCAAGAUGAAGUGGAAAUCCCUGCAAAAGAACUCCGGGAUUUAGGAGUUGAAGUUUUCACACUUGGUAUCAAGGCUGCAGAUGCAAAAGAACUUAAACAAAUGGCUUCUCUGCCUUCUUUAAAACAUGUCUACAGUGUUGCCAACUUUGAUGCUAUUGUGGAAGUUCAAAAUGAAAUAAUUUCUCAAGUUUGUUCAGGGAUUGAUGAGCAACUGAGCGAACUUGUUAGUGGAGAAGAAGCUGUUGAGCCUCCUUCAAGUUUGAUGGUUACAGAAACUGCAUCCAAAUCCAUGAAAAUUACAUGGAGACCUUCCCCAAGCCAAAUCACAGGCUACAGGAUUCAGCUUAUUCCAAUGAUUGCGGGUAGUAAACAACACGUUCUAAAUCUUGAUCCAAAAACCACAAGCAUCACUAUGAAGGAUCUGUCCCCAGAUACUGAAUACCAGAUUAAUUUAUAUGCAAUGAAAGGGCUCACAGCAAGUGAACCAGUCUCAACACUGGAAAAAACCCUGGCUGUCAGAAUACGAGUUGAGUGUGCUAAAGGUGUGGACAUAAAGGCUGAUGUUGUCUUUCUUGUUGAUGGCUCAUACAGCAUUGGCAUUGCCAACUUUGCUAAAGUUAGAGCUUUUUUGGAAGUCUUGGUAAAAAGUUUUGACGUCUCACCCAGCAAAGUGCAGAUCAGUCUUGUUCAAUACAGCAGAGAUCCAUUUACUGAAUUUACUCUAAACAAGUAUGACACAAUUGAAGACAUUCUACAGGCAGUGAACACUUUCCCAUACAGAGGGGGCUCAACCAAUACAGGCAAAGCGAUGACCUAUGUGAGAGAAAAGGUGUUUGUUGAAAGCAAAGGGGCAAGGUCAGAUGUUCCAAGAGUCAUGAUUCUAAUUACUGAUGGGAAGUCAUCAGAUGCCUUUAAAGAUCCAGCAAUCAAACUGCGGGACUUAGGUGUGGACAUUUUUGCUGUUGGAGUUAAAGAUGCAGUAAGAACUGAAUUGGAAGCAAUUGCCUCUCCGCCUGCUGAUAACCAUGUGUACACUGUAGAAGAUUUUGAUGCUUUCCAAAAGAUAUCUUUACAGCUUACAAACUCCAUCUGUCUAAAAAUUGAACAGCAGUUAGAUGAAUUGAAGAAGAGAGCUUUGGUUCCUGCUCAGAACUUGGCAUUCUCUGAGGUGACGUCCUCCAGUUUCCGGGUAAGGUGGUCUCCAGCAGCAGAUGAUGUUAGGAGUUAUGUAAUUAAAUAUCACGUCGCUGUGGGCGGAGAAGAUUUCAUAGUUAAUGUUCCAAAGGACACUACAACCACGGUUCUCUCAAAUCUACUUCCAGAAACAACAUAUAAUGUUACAGUUAUUGCAGAAUAUGAUCUAGGAGGAAGCCCCCCUUUGAAUGGAGAAGAGACAACUUUAGAAGUAAAAGGUGCACCUCGAAACUUAAGAGUGACAGAUGAAACAACUGAUAGUUUUAAAGUUGGAUGGUCACCUGCUCCUGGUAAUGUCUUGAGAUACAGGAUUGGUUAUCGACCAGUAGCUGGAGGAGAAAGAAAAGAAGUAACAGUCUCAGGAAAUAACAGAUUUACAACAUUACAAAACCUCCUCUCUGAUACAAAGUAUCAAGUAUCUGUGACUCCUGAAUAUUACUCAGGUCCUGGAAAGGCUCUAACAGGAUUUGGAGCUACAGAGGAAGUACUUGGAGAACCAAAAAAUCUGAUUGUCUCUGACCCUACAACAUCUAGUUUGAAGUUAUCAUGGUCACCAGCUCCAGGCAAAGUAUUGCACUAUCUUGUUACUUACACCCCAGCUGAAGGAGGGGAACCUAAAGAAGUUACCCUGAAAGGAGAUGUUUCCAAUACAAUAUUACAGGACCUUGAUGCAGGCACCAUAUAUUCACUGUCUGUAAAGGCAUUAUACAAUUCAGGAGCUGGAUCCUCCCUGCCCGGAGAAGGAACAACUCUUGAUGAACGUGGCUCACCAAGAAACUUGAUAACCAAAGACAUAACAGAUACAACAAUUGGCACAUAUUGGACAGCGGCACCUGGAAUGGUUCGUGGUUAUAGAAUUGCAUGGAAAUCUCUAUUUGAUGAUGAUGAGUCGGGGGAAAAGAUUGUUCCUGGUGAUGUAACAAACACGGUCCUGAAUAACCUUACCCCUGAAACAAAGUAUACAAUUUCAGUAUUUGCCAACUACAAAAGUGGAGAAGGAAGUCCUCUUGAAGGAGAAGCUACUACUGAAGUAUCUCCAGAGGGUAAGACCUUGAAAGUCAACGAUGAAACAGAAAAUACAAUGAAAGUAAUCUGGCAACCAGCUCCAGGGGAUGUUGUAAAUUAUCGUGUUAUUUAUCGUCCACGAACUGGAGGAAGGCAACUAGUUGCUAAAAUGCCACCAUCAGCCACCUCUACGGUGUUAAAAAGACUUCAGCCUCUAACGACCUAUGAUAUCACAGUUAUCCCAGUGUAUAGGACAGGGGAAGGAAAAGCUAGAAAAGGAGACGGGACAACAGCUUCUCCUUUCAAGCCACCAAGAAAUCUGAAAACAUCUGAUCCAACUACAUCAACUUUCAGAGUUACCUGGGAGCCUGCUCCUGGUGAAGUUAAAGGAUAUAAAAUCACAUUCCAUCCAUCUGGAGAUGAUAGACAACUUGGAGAACUUGUAGUUGGACCGUAUGAUAAUACUGUUGUGUUAGAAGAGCUCAGGGCUGGAACAUCUUACAAAGUACUUGUUAAAGGAAUGUUUGAUCAAGGAGAAAGUUUUCCUUUGGUUGGACAGGAAAUGACUACAAUGUCCGAUGCUCCUGAUGUUGUUUUUGGUCCUACAGGCUUGGAAUGCAAAACUAAAGCUGCUGCAGACAUAGUAUUGCUGGUAGAUGGCUCUUGGAGUAUUGGACGACCAAAUUUCAGAACUGUCAGGAGCUUUAUCUCACGACUGGUUGAAGUUUUUGACAUUGGUACAGACAGAGUACAGAUUGCUCUUGCCCAAUACAGUGGAGACCCUAGAACUGAAUGGCAACUAAAUGCUCAUAGCACAAGGCAGUCUUUGUUGGAUGCUGUGACAAAUUUGCCCUAUAAAGGAGGCAACACUCUUACAGGUUUAGCUUUAAAUUUCAUCCUGAACAAUAACUUCAAGGCAGAGGCUGGCAUGAGGACUAAGUCACGGAAAAUUGGUGUACUCAUAACUGAUGGAAAAUCACAAGAUGAUAUUGUUGCACCAUCGAAAAGACUGCGGGAUCAAGGAAUAGAGCUAUAUGCUGUUGGUAUCAAGAAUGCAGAUGAAAACGAGCUGAAAGAGAUUGCUACCGAUCCAGAUGAUAUAUACGUGUACAAUGUUGCAGAUUUCUCUCUCCUUAGUAAUAUUGUCGAAGACCUCACAACAAAUCUGUGCAACAGUGUUAAGGGCUCAGGUGAUGAAUUAGAGCCACCAUCAAACCUGGAGACAUCGGAGCCUACCCCUCGGACUUUCAGAGUUUCAUGGAUUCCACCUUCUCACAGUGUGGACAGAUAUAGAGUGGAAUAUUAUCCAGUGUCUGGAGGCAGAAAGCAGGAGGUAAUUGUCGGCAGAUCGGAAAGAAGUACUGUAUUGAUUGAUCUAAAACCAGAAACGGAAUACUUUGUGAAUGUGUUCUCUGUGGUCGAGGGGGAAAGCAGUGAGCCUCUAUCUGGCAGAGAGACAACCUUGCCCAUCCCUUCAAUGAGAAACCUUAACACUUACGAUGUUGGAACAAAAACAAUGAAAGUAAGGUGGGAUGGUGUAAAGGGUGCCACUGGAUAUUUAUUGUUAUACGAUCCUGUUAACGCCAGUGUACCUGCAACAGAGAAAGAGAUGCGGGUUGGACCAUCUGUGACUGAUGUGCUUUUAGAUGACUUAGUCCCGAAUACGGAGUAUACCUUGACUGGUUAUGCCUUAUUUGAUGAACUAACUAGCGAUCCUCUUACCACUCAGGAUGUUACUUUGCCCCUUCAAGGUGUGGGAGCUAUAAGACUCAGAGAUAUAACUCACAGCUCAAUGAAUGUGCACUGGGAUGCAGCCCCUGGGAAGGUCAGAAAAUAUAUUCUGAAAUAUAAAACCGUAGAUGAAGAAGACUUCAAAGAGCUGGAAGUGGAUGGAGCAAUAACAACUUCUCCACUCACUGAUCUGUUUUCGCAAACUGAGUAUGACAUCAAGUUGACAGCUGUAUAUGAUGAGGGAGAAUCUCCUCCACGACCUACUCGAGGGACCACAGCACCGGUACCAGCUCCUACAAAUCUAGAGUUUUCUGAAAUAACAAAUAGAAGUUUUCGCGGUACCUGGGAACAUGGAGCACCAGAUGUAGCCUUAUAUAGAUUAACAUGGGCUCCAGUUGGGAAACCAGGAAAAAAGAGUGAGACAAUUGUUGAUGGUGAUAAGAACACUCUUGUUUUUGAUGAAUUGGAUCCAAACACAGUUUAUGAAGUCUCAGUUACUGCCAUUUACCCAGAUGAAUCAGAAAGUGAAGAUUUAAUUGGGAACGCACGAACAGUGCCAGAUGUGAUCCUUGCAGCUCCAAGUCCUAGAACUGGCCCUCGUAACCUCCAAGUCUUCAAUGCAACUUCUGGCAGUUUAACUGUAAGAUGGGAUCAUGCUAGUGGCAAAGUACAACGAUACAGAAUUUUUUAUCAGCCUCUUGAUGGUGAUGCCGUUGAACAAACAACAUCAGUCGGAGGAAAGCAAAACAGUGUUGUCCUGCAACGGUUACAGCCAGAUACGCAGUACUCGAUCACGGUGGCAUCUCAAUAUGCUGAGGGAGAAGGAGGGAGAAUUUCUGGAAGAGGAAAGACAAAGCCUCUUAGUACUGUGAAGAAUCUCCGGGUGUAUGAUCCAACAACAAGUACUCUUAAUGUUCGCUGGGAGGCAGCAGAAGGAAAUGUGCGCCAAUAUAAAGUCUACUAUGUGCCGACAGCUGGAGGGCCCGAGGAAAUGACAACUGUGCCUGGAAAUUCAAUAAAUACUGUUCUUAGGGGUCUCCAACCUGACACUUCAUACACAGUGACAGUUGUCCCUGUUUAUUCUGAUGGAGAUGGUGGACGUAUGUCAGAAACUGGCAAAACAUUGGUUCGAGGAUCAGCACGGAACCUGCAAGUGUACAACCCCUCACCGAACACUCUGAAUGUGCGCUGGGACCCUGCCCCUGGAAUUGUGCAGCAAUACAAAGUUAAUUAUUCUCCACUGCUGGGAACCCAAGGAACAGAGUCUGUCAUAGUACCAGGCAACACUCACAAUGUAUUACUGGAACGUUUGAGUCCGGACACUCCAUAUUCAGUGAAUGUGGUGGCUCUUUAUCCUGAUGGAGAAGGGAAUCCAAGCGAAAGUCAAGGAAAAACACUACCCAGAAGUGGCCCAAAAAAUAUUAAAGUUUUUGGAGAAACAACUGACAGCCUUUCUGUAAGUUGGGAUCAUGCUGACGGACCAGUUCAACAGUAUCGAAUCAUCUAUUCUCCAACUGUCGGUGACCCUAUCGAUGAAUUUACGGUUGUGCCAGGCAGAAGAAAUAAUGUUGUGUUGCAGCCACUUUUGUCGGACACUCCUUACAAGAUUACUGUUGUCGCUGUUUAUGCCGAUGGAGAUGGAGGACAACUAACUGGAAAUGGAAAAACAGUUGGCUUGCUUGCACCACAGAAUCUACGAGUAUCUGAUGAAUGGUAUACACGAUUCAGGGUUUCAUGGGACAGAGCUGCAUCUCCCGUUUUGGGCUACAAGCUUUUAUAUCAGCCACGUAAUGCUGAUGAUUCUUUUGAAGUGUUUGUUGGUGAUGUAAGUUCUUACACUCUGCAAAACCUGUCUCCUGGAACCAUAUAUGAUGUGAAAGUUUAUGCACAGUAUGACACAGGAUUAAGUGGACCUUUGUCUGGUGACGGAACAACUUUGUACUUGAAUGUAACUGACUUAACCAGCUACCAGGUUGGAUGGGACUCAUUCUGCAUUAGAUGGACACCUCACAGAGCAGCUACAUCUUACAGGGUGAAACUUAAUCCUGUAGAUGGAUCUCGGGGUCAAGAAAUCACAGUCACCGGGUCCGAAUCAUCCCACUGCUUUAACGGACUAUCACCUGACACAGAAUACACAGCAACAGUUUUCGUGCAGACACCUAAUCUAGAGGGUCCAUCAGUUUCAACAAAUGAGAGAACUUUGAUAAAACCAACAGAAUCACCAACGGAGCCCCCUGCACCACCACCACCUCCUACCGUCCCUCCUGCCCGUGAUGUAUGCAAAGGAGCAAAGGCAGAUAUCGUAUUCCUUAUUGACAGCUCCUGGAGCAUUGGUGAUGAAAGCUUCAAUAAAGUUCGGCAGUUUAUUUUCAAUACCAUUGGAGCUUUCGAUGUUAUUAAUCCUGCUGGAAUUCAGGUAUCCUACGUACAGUUCAGCGAUGAAGCUCAAACUGAAUUUAAACUGAAUACAUAUGCUGACAAAUCCCAGGCUCUUGGAGCUCUUGCAAAUAUCAGAUACAGAGGAGGAAACACAAAAACAGGCAAAGCUCUAAAGUUUGUCCGUGACAAAGUAUUGACAGUUGAAAAUGGUAUGAGAAGGUCUGUUCCUAAGGUUCUAGUGGUAGUCACUGAUGGAAGAUCUCAGGAUGAAGUAAUGAAGUCUGCCAAGGACAUACAGCACUCUGGCUUUAGUGUCUUCGUGAUUGGUGUGGCUGAUGUGGAUUACAACGAGCUGAGAAAUAUAGGCAGCAAACCAAGUGAACGUCAUGUUUUCAUUGUCGAUGAUUUUGAUGCUUUUGACAAGAUUGAAGACAAUUUAAUUACAUUUGUAUGCGAAACAGCAACAUCAACCUGUCCUCUUAUUUACCUGGAAGGAUACACCUCACCUGGCUUUAGGAUGCUGGAAGCAUAUAAUCUUACAGAGAAGACCUUUGCUUCUGUCCAAGGGGUGUCCAUGCAGCCAGGAUCUUUUAACAGCUUCCCUGCUUACAAUCUUCACCAAGAUUCUUUACUUUCUAUUCCUACUUCAGAGCUACAUCCUGACGGACUGCCUCCCUCAUACACCAUCAUUUUGUUAUUCCGUCUGCUGCCAGAAACUCCCAAUGAACCAUUUUCAAUAUGGCAGAUUACCGACAAAGGUUACAAGCCUCAAGCAGGUGUAAGCCUUGAUGGCUCCAAAAAAACAUUGUCUUUCUUCAAUAAAGGAGUUAAUGGAGAAACACAAACAGUAACCUUUGAUGGUGAUGAAAUUAAGAAACUAUUUUAUGGCAGCUUCCACAAGGUCAAUAUUGUGGUAUCUCCAAAAUUUGUACGCAUCUAUGUGGACUGCAGUGAAGUUGCGGAAAAGGAAAUUAAAGAAGCUGGUAACAUUACCACUGAUGGAUACGAAGUGCUUGGGAAAUUAGCAAAGGGUGACAAGAAAUCAGCACCAUUCUUGCUCCAGAUGUUUGACAUUGUGUGCACUGUCACCUGGACCAGUAGGGAUAGAUGCUGUGAUAUUCCAUCAAUGAGAGAUGAAGCCAAGUGCCCACCCUUACCACAUGCCUGUACGUGUGCUCAAGACAGCAUCGGAGCACCUGGACCCAUUGGCCCAUCCGGUAUGCCUGGUAACAAAGGACCCAGAGGUGAAAGGGGAGGAGAUGGUCCUAGUGGACCUCCAGGUCAGCGAGGUGACCAAGGUCCACCUGGACCCCAAGGACCACCUGGACCUCAAGGACCACCUGGACUCUCUAUUCCUGGAGAACCUGGUCGUCAAGGAAUUAAGGGUGAUUCUGGUGACCCAGGAAUACCAGGAAGGAUGGGAUCACCUGGAGUAACUGGACCACCUGGUCCUAUGGGGCCACCAGGACAAAGGGGUUUUACAGGAAAAGAUGGUGCUAUGGGACCCAGAGGGCCACCAGGUCCAAUGGGAGCUCCAGGAGCUCAAGGAGUGCCAGGCCCAAGCGGAAAACCUGGAAAACCAGGAGAUAAUGGAUUAACGGGUCCGACAGGACAGAAAGGAGAAAAGGGUGAAAGGGGAGAUAUUGCUUCUCAGAAUAUGAUGAGAUCGGUGGCAAGACAAGUAUGUGAACAGAUGAUAAACAGUCACACAAGCAGAUUUAAUCAGAUUCUGAACCAGAUUCCAAAUGAUUAUUAUUCAAACCGUAAUCAGCCUGGACCUCCUGGACCUCCUGGUCCACAAGGUAGCACUGGAACUAGAGGAGAGCCUGGAGGUGCAGGAAGACCUGGAUUCCCAGGAUCACCUGGUCCUCAAGGACCACCUGGAGAAAGAGGAAUACCAGGAGAGAAAGGAGAGAGAGGCAAUCCAGGAACUGGAACACAAGGACCCAGAGGACUGACUGGGCCUCCAGGACCACCGGGUGAUUCCAGAACAGGGCCACCAGGUCCUUCAGGCUCCACAGGUCCUCCAGGAUCUCAGGGUCGCCCAGGUAAUCAUGGUAUCAGAGGUCCCCCUGGUCCAGCUGGAUAUUGUGAUGCAUCAAUGUGUGCGAGUAUCCCUUACAACGGCCAAGGAUAUCCAGAACCUUACCAGCCUGAAAGUGGACCCCUGGAACCUGAAAACCAACCCUACGUAAUACCAAUGCAGCUAGAAAGGACUGAUGAUGACUUUGAUGACUAUGGACAUGAAAUGGCUGGAUAUGCUGAACAUAUGCGGUGGAAGAGGUCCUUAGCAAGAAAAAUUGUGAAUUAAUAUAAAGUAUUUUAUUUUUAGUAUAUGUUCAAUUUUCAUUGUUUUUUUUGUGAAGGUAGAUAUCUGUAGCAGGUGGAUUGCAUGCCUUCCCAUUCCAGAAUACAUCAAUCAGGUCAUGCACUUUAUCAUAGUAACACAUUUUACUUCAAAAAUGAGAUAUAUAGACUUUUUCCUAAUUAUUUCCAACUUUAGAAUAUAUUCAAAUACAUGACUCUUUGAAUCUCAAACUUUAUUAAGUUCUUUCCUAAUUUCUGUAACUAUAACGCAAACAAUGUGUUUGUUCCAAAGAUAUCUUUCCUUAGAACACAAAAGACCUAUAAGCUGUAAACAUAAAUUCCUAACAAACCUGAUCUAUACUCUCUAAAUUUAUAGUACAGAUGGUUUAUUGCUUUUUGACCAUAAAACCCAAUUUUUAUAUGCUCAGGCUCACUGAACAUUGAACUCAAAACAAAUUGUAAGUUAUAUUGCUUUCAGGUAAUAGUAUCAACACAAGUUUAAUGUCUCAGGUUCUUUGAACUUUGAGCACAGCCAAAGCUUCUAAUGCUUUAUGUGUGCUUGUAAAUUAUUUUGUGCUUGCAGUGCCUUAAUUUUGAAUGUGCUUAAAUAAAGACAACAGUUUGUAGCAAUGUUAUAUGUUAGGAACCAAAGAACACUUCAGAUGUUCCACUCUUACCUGUUUGGACAAUAAUUUGAAAGUCUUUGCACGGAGAGUGGAACAGAUCCUAUACAUUGCAACAACAGUCCUUUUAUUUCAUAAUUUACUCUACUCCAAGUUUCAGUUAUACUUUAUAGGAGAUAUACUGCUUUUAUACUAUGCUUCUCUUUUAAAAUCCAGAAACCUUUCAACAUAGCUGAACAUACUGCAUCAUUUAGAUGCCAGAUUAUAUUGUAGACACAUUAAACAGUUACAUGUAUGCCAAAUUGCAGUCAGUCCUGCAAAAAAAGGAAUUGCAUGUUUGUGCUGUAUAUUUAGUAUGGACAUUUUUCAGAAUAUAGUAUUUUAGUUCUCAAAGCAGUUUGAAAUUGUUUGCAAGACUAUGAAAAUAGAUUUGCUGUUUUAAGAUUUUUAACUGCAAAUUGUGAAUUUCACUGCCUUAUAUUUUUUAUUUAUUUCUGAAACCAAAGGCGUUUUUCAAUAAAACUACUGAAAAUA